AUGAUAUUUAUCUCAAAACGAAACAUUAGACAUAGAUAUUCAUCGAAUCAAGAAGCAUGUUUCUCCAUCGUAGGUCUUUUUUUAGCUAUUGGAUUUAUUGGUGGUCUAACUGGAUUAAUUUAUGGCUUAGUCAAAGGUAGUUCAUCUGGAACUAUUGCUGGUGCCAUUGUACUUGGUGCUUCAAUAUUUUUAAUUGUUAUAUUUAUUUUUAUCGUUGUACUUUGUUUAAAAAAUAACAAUAUGAAUUCAAAUACCAAUCAGCAACAACAACAACAACAACAACAACGACAUCGUCAACGUAAACAAAAACGUCAAACUGAACAUGAAAAUUCUUCACAUGAAAUACAAACUAUAUCAACUGUACAGAGACAUGAACAAACAAAUGAUAUGAAUAGACAAAUGUUUCCAUCAUCUAUUCCAAAUGAAUCAAUAGAUAAAAAAGAUUAUGGUUUUGCUAAAUAUGUAAUAUCACCAUCGUCAAAAUCAUCCGCAUUUACUUAUUUAAAUGAAAGUCAUUCUUCAAUAAAUAGUAAUAUUGUAAGACAAAAUAAUUAUGAUCGACAUUGA
Messenger RNA from Rotaria sordida, 567 nucleotides. The record is from the annotation of a GenBank genome assembly. NCBI's taxonomy places the organism in Eukaryota, Metazoa, Rotifera, Eurotatoria, Philodinida, Philodinidae.